AUGACUGGAGACAAGAUCUCCCCGGAGAUUGAUGACGAAAAGCCCGGUGUCUUGCACCGUGAAGACACCAUCGACCAAGAGAAGCAGAAGCAGCUGAAGGAUGUCGACUACUCUGGCGCGACCAAAAAGACCGAUCCUGCUGAGAUUCGUUUGGUCCGCAAGCUCGACAUGUGGAUUAUGCCCACUUUAUGGCUGAUGUACUGGCUGAACUACCUCGAUCGUAAUGCCAUCGCUCUGGCACGGUUGAAUGACCUUGAGGACGAUCUGAACCUCUCUUCAUCCCAGUACCAGACCUGUGUUUCCAUUCUCUUUGUCGGCUAUAUCGCUGGGCAGGUUCCUAGCAACAUGUUGAUCACGCGACUACGGCCUUCAUACUACAUGGCCAGUGCCAUGGCCGCAUGGGCUGUUGUUAGUGCGUUGACUGCGUUAGCUAAGGACUUCACCGGCCUUCUACUAGUUCGCUUCUUCCUCGGCGUCACAGAAACACCAUACUACCCUGGUGCUCUCUACAUGCUGUCGAUCUUCUACACACGCAAGGAGAUCGCGACCCGCAUUUCCAUACUCUACACCGGCAACAUUCUCGCUACAGCUUUCGCUGGCCUUAUUGCUGCCGGUAUCUUCCACGGCAUGGAUGACCUCGCUGGCAUCAGCGGCUGGCAGUGGCUCUUCAUUCUCCAGGGUGCCGUAACCUUUGUCGUAGCCGUCUGCUCCGUCUUCGUGCUACCAGACGACCCUCUCCACACCCGCUGGCUGACCGAAGAAGAACGGCAGCUCGCCCACGAGCGCAUCCUUGCUGACACCGUCGGAGCCCGCCACCAAACCAGCACAUUCAGUGGUGUCAAAGAAGCCGCAAAGGAUCCCCGAGUCUGGCUAUUCGCAUUCAUGCAGCACAUGCAUCUCGCAGCUAAUGGCUUCAAGAACUUCUUUCCAACAGCUGUUGAAACACUCGGCUUCAAUACUACAAUCACUCUAGUCCUCACAUGCCCGCCUUAUCUCAUUGCCGGUAUUAUAUCUGUAUACUGGUCCUGGAAUUCUGGCCGCAUGAACGAGCGAACAUGGCAUAUCACCUUUGCGAAGGCGGUUGCGAUCUUCGGGUUCGUCCUUGGAUGUGCGACUCUGAAUACCGGUGCGAGGUAUUUUGCCAUGUGUGUCUUUGCGAUUGGUACUUAUGCUGUCAACUCAAUCAUCCUCGGUUGGGUCUCGAGUACGUGCGGUCAAACAAAGGAGAAGAAAGCUUCAGCUCUGGCUAUCGUCAACACCUGUGCUAAUAUCUCGUUUAUCUGGACUCCGUACCUCUGGCCAUCCUCCGACGAGCCACGCUACACAAUCGCCAUGGCAUCCAGCGCCGCAUUCUCGAUUACCUGCGCGGCUUGUGCCUGGGCCAUGAGGAUCUGGCUGCAACGCGCCAACCGCAAGAUCCGCCAGAAUAAUGAUGAGACGAGUCUUUAUUAUGCUUACUAG
Molecule: messenger RNA, 1461 nt
Organism: Penicillium cosmopolitanum
Lineage: Eukaryota; Fungi; Ascomycota; Eurotiomycetes; Eurotiales; Aspergillaceae
Product: putative MFS transporter
Exons: 4
Coding region: 1-1461 (486 amino acids)
Biological process (GO): transmembrane transport
Cellular component (GO): membrane
Molecular function (GO): transmembrane transporter activity
Source: RefSeq, a predicted model, not a curated record